Messenger RNA from Knipowitschia caucasica, 966 nucleotides. NCBI's taxonomy places the organism in Eukaryota, Metazoa, Chordata, Actinopteri, Gobiiformes, Gobiidae. The record is from the annotation of a GenBank genome assembly.
AUGCUCCCUCAGUCUCGGGUCGCUCCUUCAGUCUCAGGACGCUCCCUCAGUCUCUGGUCGCACCCUCAGACUCAGGACGCUCCCUCACUCUCAGGACGCUCCCUCAGUCUCAGGACGCUCCCUCAGUCUCUGGUCGCUCCCUCAGUCUCUGGUCGCACCCUCAGACUCAGGACGCUCCCUCAGACUCAGGACGCUCCCUCAGUCUCAGGACGCUCCCUCAUCUUGGGUCUUUCCCUCAGUCUCAGGACGCUCCCUCAGUCUCUGGUCGCACCCUCAGACUCAGGACGCUUCCUCAGUCUCAGGACGCUAGGACGCUCCCUCAGUCUCAGGACGCUCCCUCAGCCUCAGGACGCUCCCUCAGCCUCAGGACGCUCCCUCAGUCUCAGGACGCUCCCUCAGUCUCAGGACGCUCCCUCAGUCUCUGGUCGCUCCCUCAGUCUCUGGUCGCACCCUCAGUCUCUGGUCGCUUCCUCAGACUCAGGACGCUUCCUCAGACUCAGGACGCUUCCUCAGACUCAGGACGCUUCCUCAGACUCAGGACGCUUCCUCAGACUCAGGACGCUUCCUCAGUCUCAGGACGCUUCCUCAGUCUCAGGACGCUUCCUCAGACUCAGGACGCUUCCUCAGACUCAGGACGCUUCCUCAGACUCAGGACGCUUCCUCAGUCUCAGGACACUUCCUCAGACUCAGGACGCUUCCUCAGACUCAGGACGCUUCCUCAGACUCAGGACGCUUCCUCAGACUCAGGACGCUCCCUCAGUCUCUGGUCGCACCCUCAGUCUCAGGACGCUCCCUCAGUCUCAGGACGCUCCCUCAGUCUCAGGACGCUCCCUCAGUGUCUGUGUCCCGCCCACCAGCGUCCUGCCCAGCGCACCCCAGGCACAGCUGCUGCCCCGGGACAAAAGGCCAGCUCCCCCCAGAGGGUCCUCCACUCUGGGGCUGGCUGACUCUGGAGUGCACAUGUGA